AUAAUUUCAAUAGUUUUAACAAUAAUAUAUUUGACAUUAUUAAUUCUGAAAUUGUAUAAAACCUAAAAUAUAUCGAAUAAUUAGAUACCCAACAUGAAUAUCUAACGUUUCAAAGUAAAAUAUACAAAUUUUAUAGUUAGGUUCAUCUUCCGUAUAAGUUAUUGUAAGGAAGUAUAAAUAAGCUAUUCAGAGCUUUUUGUAAUAGUAGAAUUUAUAUAAAAGGAAAAAAAAAACAAAAAUAACGCUCUAGGAAGGCCAAAGCUUUUUGAGAUUUCAGAUAGUGGAGUACUACACUGGAGCUUCGUAAAUGAACAUAUAUUUUAUAAAUCUGAGUGUUCUUAUUUUUAGGUUAUAUUUUAAAUUUCAAGCGGCUUAAAAUUUAAAAUAAAAGUGGCUGUAUUUGACAUUAUUCUUAGCUUUUAGGUGUAAACAAUGAUUUCAACUUCUAGAGGUUUAUAUAGAGUUGUAGUUCAACAAAAAUUUCUCACUAAUGUUAGUAACGUUGCUCGAACUAUAUCUACAAGACAGAAAUCCUACACACCAGUUAAUACAGUCGUUAUGUUUGUCCCCCAACAAGAAGCAUGGAUAGUGGAACGAAUGGGUAAAUUUCACAGAAUACUUGAACCAGGUUUAAACGUAUUGAUUCCUAUUAUAGACAAAGUAAAAUAUGUACAAAGCUUGAAGGAAAUAGCUGUAGAUAUUCCCAAACAAAGUGCUAUAACAUCAGAUAAUGUUACCCUAAAUAUUGAUGGUGUAUUAUAUCUAAGAAUCAUUGAUCCUUAUUUAGCUAGUUAUGGUGUAGAAGAUCCAGAGUUUGCUAUAACACAAUUAGCUCAAACUACUAUGAGAUCUGAGUUGGGGAAGAUUUCAUUAGAUAAAGUAUUUCGUGAAAGGGAAAAUUUAAACGUCUCAAUUGUCGAUUCAAUAAAUAAAGCUAGUGAAGCAUGGGGUAUGACCUGUCUCAGAUAUGAAAUUAGAGAUAUUAAACUACCUCCCAGAGUUCAAGAAGCAAUGCAGAUGCAGGUAGAAGCUGAAAGAAAGAAAAGGGCAGCUAUUUUGGAAUCUGAAGGAGUGAGAGAAGCAGACAUUAAUGUUGCUGAAGGAAAAAGAAAAGCUCGUAUUUUAGCAUCAGAAGCCGAAAGACAAGAACAAAUAAAUAAGGCGGCUGGUGAGGCUGCUGCAAUAUUAGCUGUAGCAGAAGCUAGAUCUGGAGGUUUGAAAUUAGUAGCUGAAGCUCUUCAAAAAGAUUUAGGUCCUAACGCUGCUUCUCUCAGUAUUGCAGAGCAAUAUAUCACCGCAUUUAAUAAAUUAGCUAGGACAAAUAAUACUUUAAUUUUGCCUGCAAAUACCGGUGAUGUUUCCAAUUUAGUUUCACAGGCAAUGAGUAUAUAUUCCACAAUUACAAAAUCACAACAAGUUCCUAAAAAAAUCCCUGCAAAUACAAAAGAAAUACCUGUCACCAAAGAACAGCGUUUUGAAGAUCUUGCAGAAUUGUACAGUGACGAAGAAGACCUAAGUCUGGCCAAGCAAAAAAGUGUUUUAGAGUUUGAUCCUUUAAAAAAAAUGAAAUGAUUCUAGUUUAGUUAAAUGAUUUUUAUUUUCUGGUACUACCACAAUGUGAAGCUAUAAAAGUAAAAGGAUUUUCUUGAAAUAGUCACCGUUAAUUAAAAGUUGGUUACAAAAUAUUUUAAAGAUUUUUUAGAUGCAUUAGUUUAAAAGGAACCAGUGUUUUGCUGUCUGCAGUCAGCUUUGAUAAUCAGAUUCACAAAAGAUCGUUACUUUCCAUGAUAUAUUUCUGUUUUUAGUAAUUAUUUUAUAAUAAACCAUUGCCAAGAGGUAUUUCUAUUGGUAAUCUUCAUGAAACCUCUCAAGAGAACCCAAUAAUUUUUUUGUCUAUCAUCUAUUAAUAAAUUAAAAGUGAUAUAUUAAAAAACCGUUAAAAAUUCACAUUCAGCAACUUUUCUUUUGUACUUUCAACACAAAGUUACGGAAAUCUUUAAAAGAAAUGAAUUUGUGUUAUAGAGAAGAUUCACAACCAUAUCCGGGUUGCAAUCAAGUGUUACUAUAAUAAAUAUGAGCAAAAUGAUUAUUAUGAAUCCAGGGAUUUUUCGAUACAUGAAUAUAAUAAAUUAGUAGUUAUUUUUUUGAUUAGUACGCUCACAUUUUUUGGUUUAUAUAAGUUUAGUUGGGGAAUACAGAUCAGGUUCCACAUUCUCUUUGAAAUUUCUUUUCAUAAUUGUUGGUUAUUUGAACAGGAUUAUAUCCUUACUUAUAUAUAAGUCCCAAAUUUUUUUUUUCGAUUAGUCUGUUAGUCUUUAUUGAAAUUUCCAACUUAUAUUUGUUUGUAAACUAUAUCAUUUAUGUGUAAAUGUGAAUAAAUUUAUAAAAACCAAAUAUAAUAUUGAUACAAUAA
Messenger RNA from Diorhabda carinulata, 2413 nucleotides. It is a transcript of the gene Stoml2, whose product is annotated as stomatin-like protein 2, mitochondrial. Lineage: Eukaryota; Metazoa; Arthropoda; Insecta; Coleoptera; Chrysomelidae. The coding region runs from base 433 to 1572 and encodes 379 amino acids. The transcript has 5 exons. Gene Ontology annotation, cellular component: membrane. The record is from RefSeq and is a predicted model, not a curated record.